This is a messenger RNA of Chrysemys picta bellii (western painted turtle), 3846 nucleotides long. It is a transcript of the gene P2RY6, whose product is annotated as pyrimidinergic receptor P2Y6. NCBI's taxonomy places the organism in Eukaryota, Metazoa, Chordata, Testudines, Emydidae. Gene Ontology annotation, cellular component: plasma membrane. Gene Ontology annotation, molecular function: G protein-coupled UDP receptor activity; G protein-coupled ADP receptor activity; G protein-coupled UTP receptor activity. Gene Ontology annotation, biological process: cellular response to pyrimidine ribonucleotide; phospholipase C-activating G protein-coupled receptor signaling pathway. The record is from RefSeq and is a predicted model, not a curated record.
UUCUUUUAUUUCCAGCCCUUCGCAGCCUAUAUAACCAUCUCCCCGAGCUGAGCUCCUACCGCUGUUCCCCCGCUAUCCCAGCACUCAACCAGAGCAGGUACAAUAUUCAGACCGGCCCCCUUGAGCUGAGCUGCAGGGAUGCCGUGUUAUGCCAGCAUGGGGGCAAGAUGUUCGCUCUUUGGGUAAACCCCCUCUGCCCCGCCAGCCGAGCACACUGUCCCAUCUGCCUCCCUGAGAACAGCAGAGGCGCUUCUGGUCCAGAAAGCCCGCUAGGUCUAGGCCGAGCCCUGCACGGAGAUGGAGAAUUACACCGUGGCUGCGGCGACGAACUCCUGCACCUUCCAUGAGGAGUUCAAGCAGAUCCUGCUGCCCCUGGUCUACUCCGUGGUGUUUGUGGUGGGGCUCCCCCUGAACUUCAUCGUCAUUGUGCAGAUCUGGCUCUCCAGGAAGGUGCUGACCCGCACUGCUAUCUACAUGCUGAACCUGGCCACAGCCGACCUGCUGUACGUGUGCUCCCUGCCGCUGCUCAUCUACAACUACACGCAGAAGGACUACUGGCCCUUCGGGGACUUCACCUGCAAGUUCGUCCGCUUCCAGUUCUACAGCAACCUGCAUGGCAGCAUCUUGUUCCUCACCUGCAUCAGCGUCCAGCGCUACCUGGGCAUCUGCCACCCUCUGUCAUCCUGGCACAAGAAGAGGGGCAAGAGGUUCACCUGGAUGGUGUGCGGCGGGGUGUGGGUCAUCGUCAUCGCCCAGUGCCUGCCCACCUUCGUCUUCGCCUCCACGGGCAUCCAGAGGAACAGGACCGUAUGCUACGACCUCAGUCCCCCGGACCGCUCCGCCAGCUACUUCCCCUACGGCAUGACGCUGACGGUCACGGGGUUCCUCAUCCCCUUUGUCUCCAUCCUGGUGUGCUACUGCUGCAUGACCAAGCUGCUCUGCCAGAAGGAUGAGAUGAUAGGCCUGGCCGUGCGCAAAAAGAAGGACAAGGCCAUCCGGAUGAUCAUCAUUGUGGUCAUCGUCUUCGCCAUCAGCUUCUUCCCCUUCCACCUGACCAAGACCAUCUACCUGAUCAUCCGCUCCUCGGCGGGUGUGCCCUGCCUGGCCUUGCAAACCUUCGCCAUCGCCUACAAGUGCACCAGGCCCUUUGCCAGCAUGAACAGCGUGCUGGACCCCAUCCUCUUCUACUUCACCCAACGCAAGUUCCGGGAGAGCACGCGCCACCUGCUGGACAAAGUGAGCUCCAAGUGGAGGCACGACACAUGCCGCACCUACAAAUCGUAGGCUCCAGGGAAAGGAGAAUGAGGGGGGAUGUUCUGCUGCGCGGAGGCAGAGGACUGAAUGGCUGUGGCUUUAUCGCAGCCAGCCCUGCUUUACCCAGCAACAGGGAGAGCGGGAGCAGGAGGCAAGGACUGAUGGUCCUGAGCAUAGCGCUGGGAGCCAGGAGCUUCUGAGUUCUAUUCCCAGUUCUGGCCAUGGGUGGGUCAUUUGGCCUCUCUGUGCCUCAGUUUCCCCAUCUGCAGAAUAGAGAACAAUACUCUGUAAAUAAUAGGUAAAAUGAUGCUGACCUGCCUCACACCUUGGUCAGGGCUCGGAAAGUGCUUUGAGGAUGGACCAGGCUAAGAACAGUUUAUCCUUAAAAUUCCAGCAAAUGGCCUGAGUGGGAAAGGUUACAGUACAGUUGGAAAGAGGAAAGUGAAAAUAAUUGGGAGCAGGCUUUGGGGCUGGGCGAGGUGGUGUCCGAACGCAGUAUUAGUGCAGUUACUAUGGUGCACCGCAGCUGUCACCUAUGAGGAGGAGCGGCUGCUCAAUAUUAACCGCCGCUCGCUCUGUGGACUGACGAUCCUUGCCACGGAUCUCUGACUGGCAAAGCCCUAGCAACCACACGUGGGGCUUUGCAGUGAAUUGUGCUACUGCCGCUGAUUACAAUGGGCCACAGUCCACGCCAGUGGAGUUGCGGCGCAGAUGGGUUUGUCCCAGCGUGUUUCAUUCAGAAUGAAGUUUCCAGUGGAUUUGGGAAAUCCGUUAUUAGCAAGUAGUUCAGUGGUUUACAACUACCUAGAUUUUGUGGACAAAAAUCUCUCCCCAUGUCAGUCCCCUAUAGAGAUCACCUCUGAGAAUGAGCAGUUCGGGAACGGGGGAAUCAGCUGCUGCGUGCCAGUGCACGAAUUACUGGGAUCUGGUGAACUUAUUAGGGUGACCAGACAGCAAGUGUGAAAAAUCGGGACGGGGGUGGGGGGUAAUAGGAGCAUAUAUAAGAAAAAGACCCAAAAAUCGGGACUGUCCCUAUAAAAUCGGGACAUCUGGUCACCCUAGAACUUAUCCACCAGCCAGUGUUUUUUCACUGCUUUGCCACAGUAAUUCAAGUUUCCCAAGCAGAAAGCUGCGUUACUAAUGCAAGGAAAACCUACCCUGGGAAUUUAGAGAAGACAAUAGGUCUCUUGGGACCACAUGAGUCUACAAAAGGCUUGAUCCAUAUGGGAGGGCAGGAAAAGGGAAAUCUAGCGAGUACAUCUACAGUAUUAUUGGCUGUUAACAAUGAGGACACAGUCAUUAAGCUAACCUGACUGCUACAGUCCGAUUCAGUUCUAUCUAGGUCAUCUUACAACUCUCAUCGCCGUAAUAUCUGAGCACCUUACGAUGCGAUCGUCCUGGUUUCUACUGUUUAAAGAUUCACCAGUUGCCUGACUGGAUCUAAUAGGGCUCUGGUGUGUUUUUAUUUUAUUGUAUUGUAUUUUUGUGCACCCUCGUUAGAAAAGCAUUCUCACGUCAUCUCCAGCAUUUUGAGCUAAGAUCUAGUUCAUGGGAAAUUUAAUCUUUUAAAAAGGAACUGGAAACCAGAAUAUUUUUAAAGAAUUUCCAAGCUAACUGCCCUGUUUUUAUGAUACACUGGUUUAGUGUGUAGAAGCAUGUCUCCCUCUAGUGGCAGAUCCCAGAUAUAAGUCUGCUACUUAAUUUAGCUCAUGCAAUAGAGACCUGUGUUUUUGAAGAUGACAGGUUCAGUCCCUGCUGGAGUUAGCGUCUGCGCGGCCACAUCUCAUGACAGGCUGCACUAGGCUUUUUAAGCAAGUCAACUCUGUUGUGACACAUCACUGAAUAACAUUUAAUUUGGGGGUGGGAGUGGAAGAAAUGAUGGGAAUGACUGUCAAUGCUUACGCCUGGGAUGGUUCUUGAUCAGCAGCAGAAACUAACCACUGAGUAUGUGCAGGGUAUGAAAUAAGAGUUGAAGAAUUUAACUGAACAAAGGUGGAGUCAACAUACUGGGCCAAACCCAGCCCUGGGGUAACCGAGCACCACUCGACUUAAAUCACUUUGAAGUUGGUGGAGUUGCACCUGCUGACAAUGGGGGUGAAUUUGACGCAGUGGGAAAGAGUAGGUGCUGUAUCUUCCCGGGCUGGGCGCAUUUGAAAUCAGUGUUGAGACAAGUAGCCAGACCUCUCCUAGGCACUACUCUGAACAGUAAGGUGCCAUCUAUCUACCAGCACGAUCAUGUCAUAGCCACCCGUGACAUUGUCCUCUGAACUAUUUAUGGGACGACUGCCCUCUUGGCCGAUGUACCAGGGGUUGAACAGGGAUCUCCAGAGCUGAAAGCAUAAGCACUUACAGCGUGAGCUAAGGAACCUAGCUCCUCUAGUGGGUAGCUUCUAUCGCUGCAGAUCAGCACAGCAGAGGACCAGUAACACACACAUACACACACCAGUGGAUGCCACUUAUGCCACACCUGGUAUAGGCGCUGACUUCUACCCGCGCCGGUGGGUGCUUGACCCUCCUCUGCCCUGGCCCCACUCCGACUCCACCCCUGCCCCGCCCCCUCCCGCCCCUGCCCUGCCCCCAUUUCAACCCCUU